AUGGCAAAAUCCAAAAGAGCCAUCAAUCCAGCCGAUGCUUUACGUAAAAAACAACGUAAACGCGAGCUUAAAAAGAACAAAGAAGAUCGUAAACGAGCUCGAGAAUUAGCACUUUCAAAAAGAGACACUGCACAGAUCAAGGGUGAUAUUCAGCGAUUAGAGAAUCAAGGCAAGUAUCUACUGAAUGCACAAGCGGCAUUGGCUGAACGACAGAAAAAGCAACAGCAACAGCAAGAGUCUCGAAAGAUGGUGUACGAUCCAAAGACAAACAAAUUUGUACCCGUCAAAAUCAAAGGUAAUACACACCCUUCUACAAUUUGUCUGGAUGAUCAUUCGCUGAACCUAUAA
Molecule: messenger RNA, 348 nt
Organism: Zychaea mexicana
Lineage: Eukaryota; Fungi; Mucoromycota; Mucoromycetes; Mucorales; Lichtheimiaceae
Exons: 4
Coding region: 1-348 (115 amino acids)
Biological process (GO): RNA processing
Source: RefSeq, a predicted model, not a curated record